UCUUUGAUGCUUUGAUCUCGUUCCUAUAUAAGUUGUUUUUUCGUUAUGAAAUUGUACACCAAAUGCCAAAGAAGCAGACAAGUGUUGCUGUCGUUGGUGUGCGUCUUCCUUCCUAAAGAUAAGCAGGUGUAUACAUGGUGAUGAUGUGGCAUCUCCUUUGGCCUUCUGUCCUCCUGGGAGUGUUUUUCAACAUUUGCCCAACAUGCCCUCUGGAAAUCCAGAAGCAAAGGAAACACUACUACGUUGCCCGGGGGUCAAGUAUCCAGCUACCCUGUGCGUACACUCACACCGUGGACUCUCAGCAGUACACGGAGGUCUUGUGGAGUAUCGUGUCUGCAGACCGAGACGAGCAGCCCAUCAUUUGGUUUACAGGCGGCCGCUUGUAUUCCGAUUUGUACAAACCAAUGGAGGGGAGGGUCCACUUCAUAUCAGCGGAUCCCCAAAAUGGAGACGCAUCUAUCAACAUCAAAGAUGUACAUCAGUCAGACAUGGAGAAGUACCGCUGUAUGGUGAGGAAGUUACCAGAACAGGACCAGAAGAUGUUAGACCUGACGGUCAUGGAGGCACCAAGUCAGCCUUUGUGCAGUGUGGAUAAAGAAGACAACAGGAUGACGCUCAAAUGCAGCUCUCUGCACGGCACCCCACCUUUGCAUUACAUCUGGUCCAAGACGAGUGGAAAUAAGGUCUUGCCAACACAGGCCAUUGUGGACCCCACAGGAGGCGCCUUGCAUUUCAACAUCACCGAGCGGGAGUGUGGAAGCUAUCGCUGCUCGGUGGAAAGUAUGGUGGGAAGCAAACACUGUGACCUGCACCUGGACUGUUCGCUGCCCCAGGACACCAAUGUGAGCAGUCCACGAUUACUGACAACCACUGCAGUCGCUGCCAUCGUUGUCACUAUCACCACACUCUUCAUUGUCACAGUUGUCCUUACCAUAUUCCUCUACCGCAAACGAAAAGAUAAACCCCAGGACAUUGAAAUAAAAAAAUAAUUAAAUGUUGUUAAAUUGUUAAUGUUCGAUAAGUGAUAUCACAAUUGUUGACAUUGUUUGUUAUGUUAAUAUGUUAUGUUAAAAAUUGAAUAUUAAACAAGUUCUAUGUUAUUUCUAGUGUGUCGGUUGUCUUUUUGAUACACUUGUAAAUGUUGAAAUUGACAGAAAACUGAA
Molecule: messenger RNA, 1163 nt
Organism: Corythoichthys intestinalis (scribbled pipefish)
Lineage: Eukaryota; Metazoa; Chordata; Actinopteri; Syngnathiformes; Syngnathidae
Product: coxsackievirus and adenovirus receptor homolog
Exons: 2
Coding region: 135-989 (284 amino acids)
Biological process (GO): homotypic cell-cell adhesion
Cellular component (GO): intercalated disc; basolateral plasma membrane; bicellular tight junction
Molecular function (GO): cell adhesion molecule binding
Source: RefSeq, a predicted model, not a curated record